AUGUCGGUCCCUGCCCUUUCGUCCCAGCCAUCAACGGAGAGUCUGCGCUCAGAAACCAAGCCAACGCAGGCUGUGAAUGCCAAGGCCUCCCGAGGCCGACGAGACCGUCCCUGUGACGCGUGUCGAAGGAAGAAGAGCAGAUGUGUGAUGAAUGAGGGUCAGACCAACUGCUGUGUGGCCUGCAAUACGCAUGGGAAUCAAUGUACAUUCCUAGAGGAUCCUCGGCCGCGAAAGAGAAGGCUUGACUCGGAAGGCAAAAUUGCAGAUAGUGGGAAGCGAAGGUCCGUUGCGGACUCGCAAUCCGAGGGCCAGUCCCGCGGUACAAUCAAAGUCAAGCGGGAGGAGUCAGGAGGAUCAGCAGCAUCACGCUCCGAAACGGCAACCAACAGCUGGCAAUAUCAAGGCACACAUAUGGGCUACACAACUGAGUUGGAUCCCAUCUUGUUUGACGUCUCCCCUGCAGGAGGAUCCGGAUAUCAGAAGCCUGACGGUCGCAACGCAUUUCUUAUACAUCAGUCGGAUCUCCCUCGGUAUGCGGAGCCCCAGAUUAACUUGAUUCAGGCCAUCGAUAAGCUCAUCGGAUCACACGGUCCUUCUCUUGUACAGCAUUUUCGUACGAUCAAUCGCAACCUACCAAUCGUCGAGGAUACCUUCUUCGAGACAUACAAUGGCCGUCGGAAGAACAGCUUGGACCCUGCUCUCUUAUGUGCUGUCUACCUCGUUUCCGCGUCAUCGGCCGCCCAUAAUCUCGGAAAUGUGACAUGGCAACAGACCGACGUCACUCAGCUGGAGGAUCUGGCGUUUCAAUUGUUGGAAGGUGGUCUCACGAAUCCUACAUUGCCGACUCUCCAGGCUGGAUUGCUUUUGAUGCAAAGGUCAAACGUUGAUUCAAAGUUCCUAAACACCCAGUUGAUCGGCGCUGCCUUUGAGCUUGGCCUCCAUCUCGACAGCUCGAAUUGGACCAUAUCUCCUGUGGAACGUGGUUUGCGGAAACGGUUAGCAUGGGCGUUAUACAUGGAAGACCAAUGGUGCUCCUUGACGCAUGGGCGACCAUCAUUGAUAUCAAAAGAGCACUGGGCGGUACAAGAUCUUUCUGAUGAUGAUUUCGAGGAAGUGAAUCCUUCCGCCGAAGAGGAGGUCCUGGAAGAAUCCAGGUUGGGGCAAGAGUGCUUUUCCCAGAUGGUCAUUCUGACAGGAAUCCUAUCAAGCAUCUUGAACACCCUCUACACUCAGAAAGCCAUGCAAGAAUUUGACGCUGCUGGGGCGAAUGCGACACGACUGAUCCUUGAGCGGGCGAAACCAAUCCAGGUCUCGCUCAAAGAAUGGUUCACACGCCUACCGAAGGACCUGAAGAUGGACAACGGCCAGGCGCCUGCAACGAUUGGACAUCUACAUUUGGCCUACUUUGCCACCGAGAUAACCCUUCACCGCUGCAUCAUCCGCUCCCUGAGUACCACUUCUACCGAUAUCUACCUUACCCACGUCUGCCGCUCGGCCGCCAAAGCUCGCCUGAUAUCCGCCAUGGACUUCGUCAACCGCCUGCGACCUAGCCACCUCACUGCCUUCUGGUACUUUCCCUCCCGGGUCAACUUCGCCCUCAUCGCAACUUUUGGCAGUCUCCUCCUCGCCACGGCACCUUGCCAAGAGGAAGCAGAUUUCUACCAAGCCAGGUUGGCGGAGUAUGGGUGGACGCUUUCGGUCAGCGCCCAGAGCGCCGGCUUCUUGAACUUCGCCAUCGAAUCGCUCGAAUCGUCUACAGGUCUACUGAAAGAUAUGCCAAUGAAACCCAAGAUCGAGGAACUCGACGUGCGACAGGUGCCCCCAGCGCCUGUACUUCCCCUUACGAGAUUGAUUCCACCACAACAAGAAGACGACGACGAGUUCAUGGAAGAUGGAUCCGAGGCGCAAUCCGUGCACAUACCACCCCCAGAAACCAUCUCCUCGGCUUCAGAAAUGAUGUCUCCUUCAAAUUCCGCUUGGAGCGCACCAGCAACUUACGGACCGUACAUUGGCCCCUUCGCUGAUCUGGGAGCUCGGAAUUGGUUCGAGCAAUCGCAUCAUGGGUCGCCUGAGGCUGAGAGGAUGCAAUUGUUCGUUGGGUAG
Molecule: messenger RNA, 2103 nt
Organism: Letharia columbiana
Lineage: Eukaryota; Fungi; Ascomycota; Lecanoromycetes; Lecanorales; Parmeliaceae
Exons: 3
Coding region: 1-2103 (700 amino acids)
Biological process (GO): DNA-templated transcription
Cellular component (GO): nucleus
Molecular function (GO): DNA binding; DNA-binding transcription factor activity, RNA polymerase II-specific; zinc ion binding
Source: RefSeq, a predicted model, not a curated record